AGGACUCAACUCCCGCUUUCGAACAUUUUCUCGGAUUGUUGGGGAGAAAAGUCCGAUUGGCGGAUUACAAAGGAUACCUCGGAGGGCUGGACACGAAAUCGUGCAAACGUUUCGUCACCAUGCGAUGAGACAUCAGUGCGCAGUUGGGUGGGUACUUCUUCUGUGUCUGCGUGCAUGUAUACAGCAUUCGAAAGCUAUCUGUUAUCUUCUAACCCAGAUAUCCAAAGCUACGUUACCGAAUUCGCCGGGUUCGAUGUGAUGUUUUUGGUAUCCACCAUGCUACCGUUCCAAAACAACACCGAAGACCAAAUAUUAAGAAAGCGACAUAUCGGGAAUAGCUCGGUAACGAUAGUGUUUCAAGAGGAAGGGGCACCAGCAUUUGAGGUGGACUCAAUUGUCUCACGGUUCCAACAAGUACUCAUUAUCGUUCAUCUAGUUCAUGAUGAAAACGGAAAACCCGGCUACAAGGUUGCUGUUUGUCGCUCCAGAGAUAUUCCGCCUUUCGGUCCAGCAUAUUCUGCAGAUCAAGUGUUUGAACACAACCAAGAUUUUGCAGCGUUUCUGUUGGUCAAAGCUAUCAACGGGGCUAAUGCUGCUAUGAAGGGCGAAAAACUUCUCAAAAUUGUCAGACGGUCUCGUGCCGCAUACUUGGAUCAACUGUUUCGUGAUUACGCUUCCGCACCCGAAUCGGAUCGGAAAAGGAACAGAAAGUUCUCACACUUGAGGUUAUUCGGUCAAAAGAUGCAACCUCAUUCGACAACAGAGCUUCCGACAAUACCAAUCAGAUCAUACAGACGACCGGACAACGUCGAUGGUUCGUCAGCUGUUUGCUCCUCGGGACCAAAUGAGAUCAUCGUUGGUGAGAGUGGUACACAAAAACUUCUGGAUUCAGGAGAGGAUAUUUGGAAAGAUAUCACCAGCAAUAUCGAAACCCAGCAAUUUGCAGAAGCCUUCCCCGUUACCCUAUUCGACGUGCACACCGUCUAUGGCUGGCAAACAGCAAGUACAAUUCAUCGCUUUUCACCAUCCGGUGAUGGCCUGGCAGCUUUCCCAUGGAACACUUCAACAGACUGCCAAAUGACUUUAUCAGUCAGCCGAUAUUGGGUCACUUUCAGUUCACAUGACAAGGGUAAAACAGCCAUGAACCGUCUGAUGUUUGCGAUCAAAACUAGCUCUAUUUUUGCGUUCUCCGUGGGCAAGGAUGAAGGAUCCUAUCAACGGGGCUAA
This is a messenger RNA of Opisthorchis viverrini, 1227 nucleotides long. RefSeq lists its product as hypothetical. The transcript has 8 exons. The annotation marks the transcript as partial. The record is from RefSeq and is a predicted model, not a curated record. NCBI's taxonomy places the organism in Eukaryota, Metazoa, Platyhelminthes, Trematoda, Opisthorchiida, Opisthorchiidae. Gene Ontology annotation, cellular component: cytoplasm. Gene Ontology annotation, biological process: activation of GTPase activity; regulation of small GTPase mediated signal transduction. Gene Ontology annotation, molecular function: GTPase activator activity.